AUGAUCGAUGGUGCUCUCGUUCAGUUACAAGUCUUCCGAGAAUCCGGUUCCAAAAAAUGCGUAGCAACUGCUAAAGAGAUAGCUGAACAGUUGGACGUUUCGCAAACUUCACCCGAAUCACGUACGCCACGGACGAAACGAUUUUUCGAUGACGAAUCUCAAAGUGAUGAACGAUCAGGCGAUCCAAUGAAAAGGUUGGAAAUUGAAUUUUUCAACAAGUUAUGCGAUAUAGCUGUAUCAAGUUUACGGGAACGUUUCGUGAUGACCAAAGACGCUUGCAAACCUUUUAGUAUCAUCCAAAACUCUAACAACUUUGUCCUAUUGGAUAGAUCCCAACUUUUGAAUGAAUCACAGACUCUGGAAAAUUUCCUGAGAGGAGAAGAUGAAAACAGUCAUAUUGACGGUGGAGAGCUGGCCGAAGAACUGGAAUCCUUGAAGGGUUACUUUUUAACAUCUAAAAUGGCCAACUUAAGGGCAUACAUGAUGUUGUCGCACAUUAUUACCAGAAGUCUUGAUGAAAUAUAUCCAAACUUUAUCGUGGCAUCAAGGAUUUUUCUAACAUUACCCGUAACUCCCGCGUCAGGAGAAAGGACAUUCUCAAAACUGAAGCUAAUAAAAACUUAUUUGCGUUCCACUAUAUGCCAAGACCGGCUGAAUGACUUAGCUGCAAUGUCAAUUGAACAUGAAAUCAGCAGCAAGGGGCCCGAUUUUCAAGGGCCGCACGAGUCCUGCCGUAAGCUAGUGCCGGCGCUGCUUGUGAUGCCAUUACGAUUGAUCCAAUAG
Messenger RNA from Diprion similis, 783 nucleotides. RefSeq lists its product as uncharacterized. Lineage: Eukaryota; Metazoa; Arthropoda; Insecta; Hymenoptera; Diprionidae. The transcript has 2 exons. Bases 1 to 783 code for a protein of 260 amino acids. Gene Ontology annotation, molecular function: protein dimerization activity. The record is from RefSeq and is a predicted model, not a curated record.